This is a messenger RNA of Hibiscus syriacus, 971 nucleotides long. RefSeq names its product TLC domain-containing protein 2-like. The transcript has 3 exons. Lineage: Eukaryota; Viridiplantae; Streptophyta; Magnoliopsida; Malvales; Malvaceae. The record is from RefSeq and is a predicted model, not a curated record. Gene Ontology annotation, biological process: regulation of membrane lipid distribution; plasma membrane organization; membrane assembly. The coding region runs from base 106 to 825 and encodes 239 amino acids. Gene Ontology annotation, cellular component: plasma membrane.
GUUAGUGAAGCAAUCUAAUCUCCUCCUUCAAAGACGCAAACUCUUUCUCUUCCCUUUCCUCUUCACUGCUAAGCAGCUCUUCUUUCUUCAUAAACAGCCAAAGCAAUGCCUAGAACGAAUCAAAGUUCGAGCAGCACCAAAGCAGCUGCCUUCUUUUCCGCAACUCUGCUUCUCUGGGCAAUCUCUGUUUUCUUCGAAAUCGUCUUCAACAAGCGGACAGAGCUCAUUUACAUAGUUGCAGGAGUUUGUUUUUACCAAUUAGCGAAUUGGAUCAUUAGAUUCUGUGUCUCCCGUGACCCUCUCUUUGUUAACACCUCCGUUUCUCUCCUUCACUCUGCAAUAACUUCCACUUCAGUGAUUUUCAUUCUGGUUAAUCAAUGGUCCGUAACUGGUUUCAAGAGGAUGUUUGAGCAUAAGCAACUUGUCGAGGGUACUUGGCCAUGGGCAUACCAGGCUCUGUGCUUCUCGUGUGGUUACUUUGCAUACGAUCAGCGAGAUAUGCUGCAAUACCGACUAUAUAGUGGCUUUAUCCCUUCUAUUUUAAUGCAUCAUCUACUACUACUCAUUUGCUUCACCCUUGCAUUGUAUCGACAUAUAAGAAUAAACUACCUUAUUCUCACUCUCAUUUGCGAGCUGCAUUCCGUAUUUCUGCAUGUGAGGAAAGUGAGGCGGAUGGCCGGCGUUCGUGAUGCCGAGAGCACAGUCGUGAAGGUAGAAUGGAUUCUUAACUGGAUCAUGUUCGUUUUCGCGAGACUUGUAUCACACAUUCUGAUAACAGGAAAGCUAAUCAAAGAUGCUUCCAUGUUCGAAAAGGGUAUCGAAUGACCUCUUGCUAUGCUCGGGAUGGCCGGAAUGAAUUUGCUUAACGCAUUUCUGGGCAUCGACCUCUUCAAUGCUUUCAUGAAAGAGAAAACCUCAUAGGUAUGAUCCGAAACGCCACGAGUAACAGAAAGACUUGGCUGAAUCUUAAA